GGCCUAGAGUGGCGGGAGGAGGAGCAGGGAUGCGGUGGAGUGCAGAGUCCGGGAGGGCCUGACUGCGGGGGAAUGAAGCCUCCGCCUUCUCGGGCAGAAGCUUUUAAAUACGGGUUCGGCCCGGGACUCUGGGUGCAGUGCUUGGCAGCCUGAGGGAGGGGCGUGCGGUGAGGGGAGGUCAGGCGGAGCAGAGCGAGAGUGAAGAAGCUGCGGCAGCGCGGCGGGUAGCGAGGAGCUGUCCGAGCCGUCGGGAUAGGAGGGGCCGCUGCGCUUGGUGUCUGGAAGUGGUUCAAUCAUGUUUGAAAUUAAGAAGAUUUGUUGCAUUGGUGCGGGCUAUGUUGGAGGACCUACAUGUAGUGUCAUUGCUCAUAUGUGCCCUGAAAUCAGGGUAACAGUUGUUGAUGUCAAUGAAUCAAGAAUCAAUGCAUGGAACUCUCCUACUCUCCCUAUUUAUGAGCCAGGGCUAAAAGAAGUGGUAGAAUCCUGCCGAGGAAAAAAUCUAUUUUUUUCUACCGAUAUUGAUGAUGCCAUUAAAGAAGCUGAUCUUGUAUUUAUUUCUGUGAACACUCCAACCAAAACCUAUGGAAUGGGGAAAGGCCGUGCGGCAGAUCUGAAGUAUAUUGAGGCUUGUGCCAGACGCAUUGUGCAAAACUCACAUGGGUACAAAAUUGUGACUGAGAAAAGCACAGUUCCAGUGAGGGCAGCAGAAAGUAUUCGUCGAAUAUUUGAUGCAAACACAAAACCCAACUUGAAUUUACAGGUACUGUCCAACCCUGAGUUCUUGGCGGAAGGAACAGCCAUCAAGGACCUGAAGAACCCAGACAGAGUACUGAUUGGAGGGGAUGAAACGCCAGAGGGCCAGAGAGCUGUGCAGGCACUGUGUGCUGUGUAUGAGCACUGGGUUCCCAGAGAAAAGAUCCUCACCACUAAUACUUGGUCUUCAGAACUUUCCAAACUGGCAGCAAAUGCUUUUCUUGCCCAGAGGAUCAGCAGUAUUAACUCUAUAAGUGCCCUCUGUGAAGCAACAGGGGCUGAUGUAGAAGAGGUGGCAACAGCCAUUGGAAUGGACCAGAGAAUUGGAAAUAAGUUUCUGAAAGCCAGUGUUGGUUUUGGUGGAAGCUGCUUUCAGAAAGAUGUUCUGAAUUUGGUUUAUCUCUGUGAGGCUCUGAAUUUGCCUGAAGUAGCUCGGUAUUGGCAGCAGGUCAUAGAUAUGAAUGACUACCAGAGAAGGAGAUUUGCUUCCCGGAUUAUAGACAGUCUGUUUAAUACAGUAACUGAUAAGAAGAUAGCUAUUUUGGGAUUUGCAUUCAAAAAGGACACCGGUGAUACGAGAGAAUCUUCUAGCAUAUAUAUCAGCAAAUAUUUGAUGGAUGAAGGCGCACAUCUCCAUAUAUAUGAUCCAAAAGUACCAAGGGAACAAAUAGUUGUGGAUCUUUCUCACCCAGGAGUUUCAGAGGAUGACCAAGUGUCCCGGCUCGUGACCAUUUCCAAGGAUCCAUAUGAAGCAUGUGAUGGUGCCCAUGCUGUGGUUAUUUGCACUGAGUGGGACAUGUUUAAGGAAUUGGAUUAUGAACGCAUUCAUAAAAAAAUGCUGAAGCCAGCCUUUAUCUUUGAUGGACGACGUGUCUUGGAUGGGCUCCACAACGAACUACAAACCAUUGGCUUCCAGAUUGAAACAAUUGGAAAAAAGGUGUCUUCAAAGAGAAUUCCAUAUGCGCCUUCGGGGGAAAUUCCAAAGUUUAGCCUUCAGGAUCCACCGAACAAGAAACCCAGAGUAUAGUCAUUGCCAUUUUUAUUUGUAAAUUUUUUGGUACUUUAGGAUAGCAGCUAUCUAUCUGAUAUUAAAUGGUAAAUGAACCAAGUGUUUUUAAGGAAACAAAACUAUUUUUUUAAUCAAAUUUAUACUAGCUAUAUGGGAAUUAGCAUAUCUGGUAUUAUGAAUCUAGAAUAUUUUUUACAUAUUUUUGUAAUUUUGUUACCGCAGUGAUUGGAUGAGUGGUAAAUAAUCAUGUUGGUUUUAAUGGUGUCAAUCUUUGUAAAAUACAGAUUAAACCUAAAACACUUUUUACUUUAUAAAAUGUCCAUAGGCAGCACUUUAAUAUCACAUGUACACUCUUCAGUUUUUCUGAUCAUUGGUUUAUUUACUUGUUAUUAAAUAUAUGUAUUUUAAACCGUGAAAUUGCUGUCCUAAACACUGGGCUAAACCUGUUAACCUUUCAUAAAGUGUCCUGGAGACUUAGAGGUUUCUGGCUUAAUUGGGUAAGGUGUUUCCCAAGCCAUUUCUUGUCUCUCUGAACAGACAGGGAAAAUUCAGUGGAUAGAAUGGGGCCUUGUGCUUUUUUCUUUUCUUUUCUUCCUUCCUUUCUUCCUUUCUCCUUUCCUUUCUUUUUCUUUCUUUCUUUCUUUCUUUCUUUCUUUCUUUCUUUCUUUCUUUCUUUCUUUCUUUCUUUCUUUCUUUCUUUCUUUCCUUCCUUCCUUCCUUCCUUCCUUCCUUCCUUCCUUCCUUCCUUCCCUUUUCUUUCUUUUUUGGAUGUGCUUAGAACAUUUUUCCUAUGCUUCCAUGUUACAAGUGACCCUAUAAGUUUGGUUUGGGUAAUGUUCCUUUGCUCCUUAUGUUUGAACGAGCUGCGUUGUUGGUUUUUUAGCCCAAGAAUGUCAUCACUGCUCAUUUCCAAUCGAUCCAAAUAAGACUAAAAGGCAAUUUUUUUUUUAACAUGAAGAAAAUAUCAGUAUUGGUCUAGUUUAUUCUUCUUCAUGUCUCAUUUUUUCUCACUGAUCAUUAUUUUUUUAGUUCAAGAGCCAAAAAUAUUUGUUACCUUCAUUUUGCAUUUUUAGUUCUAUAACUCAUUAAAGUUCCCCUUUUUCUUUAAAUAAGAAAAUCAAUAUAAUCUCAUGUAUGAACUUAAAAAAGUAGAUUUUACAAAUUACGUAUAGCAUUAUUCUAAAGUAAGAAUUUUUGUAUGUUUCUAUGUGCUUUUUUAUUACGUAUCUUAUUGACUUUGAUUUUGUCUUAUGCUUUAUCAUUAUUGAAAUAUGCCAGAUGUCCAUCUGAUGCUCUGCUCUGCUGAGAGUAUACAAAUCAAGUUAAACAGAUACAAGCCUCAUCCUUUAGGAAUUUUGAGGUUCAGUUAGAAUACAGAAACAAAUACAAAGAUGAGAGACAUCUGUACAGAUAGCAAACACAUAAAUAAAAUAUUCUGUAUCAACAA
Neofelis nebulosa (Clouded leopard) is the source of this 3209-nucleotide messenger RNA. It is a transcript of the gene UGDH, whose product is annotated as UDP-glucose 6-dehydrogenase. Bases 296 to 1780 code for a protein of 494 amino acids. Lineage: Eukaryota; Metazoa; Chordata; Mammalia; Carnivora; Felidae. Gene Ontology annotation, molecular function: UDP-glucose 6-dehydrogenase activity; NAD binding. Gene Ontology annotation, biological process: glycosaminoglycan biosynthetic process. Gene Ontology annotation, cellular component: nucleus; cytosol. The record is from RefSeq and is a predicted model, not a curated record. The transcript has 12 exons.